GCAGAUAAUUUUUCGGAAACAGAAAUGGCAACACUGUCGUUCAAUUAGUCAAGGAAACAGCGGAUUUGUUUUGUUUAUGAUGCAAAACUACGAAAUUUUAAAAUGUUGAGAAGUUUACUUAUGGGAAAUGUUUCUACGCUUGAUUUCGAAGAUGAGAAGCUGUUUAACAUUAAAAAAGAACCGGAUUGGGAAGAUAUGAAGAUUAAACAGGAGUUAGAUUUCGAGAUUGACAACAUCAAUGAACAUGGAGAAUUCAAUAUUGUUAAAGACGAACAAGAUUUACAGUUUCAAGAUGUUGAUGACUUCAAUUCUGUAAGUGAUGCAGAUUUUUAUGAUUGUAUACCAUACCUGAAUGGUUUCUCUCAACCAUAUCAAAACAAUAUGAUGUUCUUUCACCACGAAGAGAAUCACCUUUAUAACUUUAAAGCAAGUCUUCCAGAAUUAGAUUUCAUUGACAAUUUAAUUAAAAAUGAAAGCUGCAAAGGAUUUGAAUUACAGGACGAAGACGAUGAAAUAAUACCACUCGAUUGCAAUAUCAAUGAUAUCAUACAAAAGCCGGAAAAACAUUUUAAAUGUAACAUUUGCCAAAAGGAAUUUGGUUUUAAACUUAAAUUAAAACUGCAUAUAGCACUUCAUACAAAAAAGAAAUAUUAUCAAUAUAAACUAUGUAAGAAAAAAGUUACAAGGAAAGAUUAUUUGAAAAAAUGUAUAAUGCUGUAUUCCGGAAAGAAAUUUCAAUGUGAAUUUUGUAAAAGGAUUUAUCAAAACCAAUUUUUCUUCAGAACUCACCAACUGAUUCACAUUGGAAAAAGAACAUACAGUUGUAAUAUCUGUAAAGAACGAUUUUUCCUGAAUGCCCACUUACAAAGACACAAAAAAGUUCACAUUGGAGAGAAUCCUUUCUACUGCAAGAUCUGCAAGAUAAAUUUUCGGUUUGAAUCCGAUCUUACAAAUCAUCUAAAAAACCAUUCGGGAGUGAGACUGUAUCCAUGCGAGCUUUGUGAAAGGAGUUUUAUCUGCCAGUCUCACUUAACACAGCAUCUUAGUUUUCAUUUCGAUGAGAAGCCAUUCGAAUGUGAUCUUUGCAAAGCAGGUUUUAAGAAUAGAUCAGAUCUAAUACAGCAUCAAACUUAUCAAUGUGAAGACAGACCUUUUCAAUGCGAGCUUUGCAAAAAGAGCUUUAAAUGCAGAUCACAUUUAACAAAGCAUCAAAAAACUCAUUCUGAAGAAAGACCUUUUCAAUGUGAGCUUUGCAAAAAAAGUUUUAAGAGCAGAUCAAACUUGACUCGACAUCAAAGUUACCAUUCUGGAGAGAGGCCAUUUGAAUGUGAGCUGUGUAAGAAAAGCUUUAAGAAUAAGUCCGACUUGAUACAGCAUCAGAAAUGGCAUUCCGGAGAGAGACCUUUUGAAUGUGAUCUUUGCAAAAUGAGUUUUAAAAAUAGGUCAAAUCUAAUGAAUCAUCAAAAAUGCCACUCGGCAGAAAGACCUUUCGAAUGUGAAAUUUGCAAAAAGAGUUUCAAAAAUAGGUCUGAUUUGGGAAAACAUCAAAAGUGUCAUUCUGCAGAGAGACCCUUUGAAUGUAAUCUCUGCAAAAUGAGUUUCAAGGAUAGGUCCAAUUUAAGGAAGCAUCAGAAACGUCAUUCUGAAGAAAGACCUUUUCAAUGUGAUCUUUGCAAAAUGCGAUUUAAGAAUAUGUCAGAUUUAAAGAGACACCAAAGAUGUCAUUCUGGUGAGAGGCCUUUUAAAUGUGAGCUUUGCAAAAUGAGCUUUAAGAGUAAAUCAGAUUUGAUACGACAUCAAAGCUGUCAUUCUGGAGAAAAGCCGUUUCAAUGUGAGCUUUGCAGAAAAAGUUUUAAGCGAAAGUCACAGUUAACUGAACAUCAAAAAACUCACUCUGACGAAAGACCAUUUCAAUGUGAUGUUUGUGAAAAAAGCUUUAAAUAUCGUAAAGAUUUAAAAUUUCAUCAAAGUUGUCAUUCGGGGGAUCGGCCUUUUCAGUGCGAAUAUUGCACCAAAAGUUUCAACUGUAGAUCACAUUUAGCAGAACACCAGCAAACCCAUUCUGAUGAUCGACCUUUUCAGUGUGACAUUUGCAAAAAGCGAUUUAAAUUCACUAAAGAUUUGAAAUUUCAUCAGAGCUGUCAUACUGGAGAGAAACCAUUUCAAUGUGAGCUUUGCACAAAAAGUUUCAAACGUAAAUCACAAUUUACAGAACAUCAAAAAACUCAUUCGGACGAGAGACCCUUUCAAUGCGAUCUCUGCAAGAAAAGCUUUAAGUACAACAAAGAUUUGAAAUUUCAUCAAAGUUGUCAUUCGGGAGACAGGCCCUUUCAAUGCGAACUUUGCACCAAAAGUUUCAAGCGCAAAUCACAGCUAACGGAACAUCACAAAACCCAUUCUGACGAGAGACCAUUUCAAUGUGAUCUUUGCGAGAAGAGUUUCAAAUAUAACAAGGAUUUAAAGUUUCAUCAACGGUCUCAUUCCGUAGAAAGACCUUUUGAAUGUGAUGUCUGUUCAAAAAGUUUUAAAUGCAGAUCAUAUCUACUACAACAUCUGAAACGCCAUUACGGUUAGAAAAAUUACUCAUUAUAAAAUUUGUGACGAAGAGUCCGACGUUAAGUCGACUUUUGAUUUAUCAAAAUAGUUACGUAAUAGAAGAAGAACAUGUUAAUAUAAUAAUUACCGAAUAAACAAAAUGAUAAUAUACAAAAAAAUACUAUAAAAAAUUUAUCUGAAAAAUCAUUCCCUAUUCAGAAAGUAUUUUUUUCUCUUAUGUGCAAUAUUGGAAAAAUUCGUUCAGGAACUGAAUAUAAAUAGAUAAUUACUAGAACAGAAAUUCUUUCAUUGUUUAGAGAUGUAAUUAGGAUUUGCAAAGAAGCAGUUUCAAGAACAUUAUUAGAGUAACAAUAAAUGAGAAACUAGAAGGCCAAUGCACAGUGUAAUUCAAUAAAAUAUAUAUAUAUAUUUAAAGAUUUAUAUAUAUAUAAAUAAAUAAAUAUAUAUAGUGAACAUUUCACUAAGAAUUAUAAAGAAAACUAUAGAAAUAUAUGCAGCUGAAAGAUCUGUAUGAAAAAAAAAUGAUUAACUUUUUAUCAUAUUUGCAUCUUCAUGCAUACACAUUGCUCAAAAAAAAAAAAAAGUAGUAUAUGAUGGACUUUCUUAUGAUUGAAUGAUGAAAAUAGUGAAUUUAAUCAAAUAAAAAAACAAAAUAUAUUAUCUUGUCCAGUUUGGAGCUUGAACUCAGCACUCUGUAGCAGGUAGCACUUUACCAAAUAAGCUAACCAGAUCCUAAUCUUGCUGAGAUAAAUGUAUAUAGAUAUAAUUAAUCCUGGAUUACUUAAUUCUCACUGAAUCUUACUAAACUAUUGUAAAUUUUACUACUUUAACUUUUUAUCAAAAUUACACAAUUAAAAAAAAUGAGAUUUAUUGAAAGUAUUUAUUUUAUGCUAAAUAUUUAUACAUUCUAACAAUAUAUGUCAAAAAAAUGUAUCUGUCUGUUGCAUUCCAAUGGAAAAUGUGGUGUGUUCCUUACAAAAAAUGAAUUUAUUCACAAUGUUCACUGUUGUAAUCAAUCGACGCAAACAGAACUUUACCUGAGUUCAUGUUAUGCUAGAAGAACAAACAAUCGAUUUGCAUAUUUUAGAAGUUCAUAAGUUGUAAUAUAUGGAUCUGUAAAAGUAGGCAAGUAUUGAACAUGCAAAAUUUUUGGUGAUAAUCUAUUUCUUUUUGGAAGUAAAUUCAUUGUCAUAAUAUCUUGUUCUGUGUUGUUGCACAUUACCUGUUCAGCAUUAGAUUUAAAAAUGAUGAUCAAAUCUAUGCUGUAUUUCUUUGAAAUGCCUGGAAUUAACGAGAAUACAGCACACUUGCCGUAGUUUUAAUGCCAAUUAAGACAGGUAUCUGUAUGAAAGCUUUCAAAAUUAGAUCCAUUUUAUCGAAUAUUAUGGAAGGAUACUUUGUAUGCUCACUGUGAAUUAUGGCCAGUAUCAUUUUAAUUUUAUAUGUAUUAAAAACUGUAGAUAUAUGUAGAUUUUAACAAUCAAAUAGGCUGCUUUUUUAUUUGUAGAUAUCAAUAAGCUUUUACUUAUUGAGUAUGUAGCAAAAAGAGGGCGUUAACAAGUUUGUUCUGAGCAUGAAAUUUCAUUCAUGCAUGUUUAAAUAUGGAAGCUUGAAUGCAAAACUGCUAUGUUUGUAUUUAAACUCACAAACCAAACCACUAAAUUCACAACAUCUAUCACUUUGUAUCAUAAGAACAUAGGACUGGACGACGCAAGAUACUUGCGGAUACUUUUCCAAGAAAAGCACUCAGGAGAAAUCUAGUUGGUUUGACAAAAGUUAUUAGAAGCAUUCAUAUGUAAGCUAAAUUUCUUUGUUUUAUCUCUACGAUAAAAAAAAUAUUGUAUAUUGCAGAUAAAUCUGUACGUUUUCUGGACGUCCCAGACAAAUUGAGCAUAGAAUCCUAUAUUGCAUUUACCAAUAAUGCAGCAUAGAUCUGGUGAUCAUUUCUAAAUGGAAUGCUUAAUAGUAUUAUGCAAAAACAAUGUUGCUUUGCAUUUUUCUCAAAGUUGAGUGUUUGCAUAAUCACGCUACUAAGUGCAAUAUUGAAAAAAAAAAUUUAUAUGUCAGAACCACAGUUAUGAUGUAGUAAAAAGAAGUGUGUCUGGCUAUUACAUGCUCUUUGAAGACUUUAACAAAAUUUCAUGUAUACUGUUUGCUAAUUAUUGUAAGAACUUACAAGAAGAUUAUUAUCAUUAUAAUUAUUAUUAUUAUUAUUAUUGAAAUUGAAAAUUGAUCCUCAUUCUUUUCAUUUAUUAAUCUUUAAAGUCAAUUUUGCUCUGUGGUAUUUUGUCUAAUUCCUGCAAUUCCCGUUUGCUUCAUUUUAGACUAACCACAGUUUAUUUUCUCUUACUUUUUUUUUUAGUAUUCAGGUGUUUGUUGUGAAAGUGGAGCAGGUUUUUGCAUUUAUCUUUUAACAGAUUUAAAAUAAGGUGUAAACGGGAUAUGUGUUUGGUUUUGAAUUUUAUCAUUUUUUUAUGAAUUUAAUUCUUUAAGGGGAUUGUUUUAGUUUAUUAUGUGUUGUUGUUGCAUUUGGGAUUUGCCUUUGUGUAUCUGUAUGGAGUCAGCUAUACAUUGUAUAAUAAUGAAUAUAAUUUGUUUGCUUCAUAGUUACUGUAUUAAUUAGAAGUUCACAGAGACGAAUAUCGUUGCCGUCGGCAAGAUCAUUUUUCGAAUUUCCAAGAUACAA
Centruroides sculpturatus (bark scorpion) is the source of this 5242-nucleotide messenger RNA. Its product is annotated as zinc finger protein 271-like. The record is from RefSeq and is a predicted model, not a curated record. Bases 103 to 2574 code for a protein of 823 amino acids. The transcript has 3 exons. NCBI's taxonomy places the organism in Eukaryota, Metazoa, Arthropoda, Arachnida, Scorpiones, Buthidae.